AUGACAAACUUUCGACCUCAUCCACUGCCUUUCACAAGCAAAGACCCACGUAUGCAAGAUCCCAAAGGUGAACACGUCGACGGCGGUGACACAAACCUCAACCACUUUUCAGAAGCUGUGUUCUCUUGCCCAGUUGUGGUGGCAACCGAGCCAGCCUACGCUCUUGCAAGACAAAUAAAGAAAAUGAGACAGAAGAGGGCCGACAAGAAGGCGGCGGAGGAGAAAAUGUCUACUGAAAAUGCUAAGAAGGAGAAAUGGCAUGGUGAUGAUAACAAGUAG
This is a messenger RNA of Fusarium pseudograminearum CS3096, 279 nucleotides long. RefSeq lists its product as uncharacterized. Bases 1 to 279 code for a protein of 92 amino acids. The transcript has a single exon. The record is from RefSeq and is a predicted model, not a curated record. NCBI's taxonomy places the organism in Eukaryota, Fungi, Ascomycota, Sordariomycetes, Hypocreales, Nectriaceae.